Messenger RNA from Hermetia illucens (black soldier fly), 8178 nucleotides. RefSeq names its product Ca(2+)/calmodulin-responsive adenylate cyclase (gene rut). Lineage: Eukaryota; Metazoa; Arthropoda; Insecta; Diptera; Stratiomyidae. Gene Ontology annotation, molecular function: adenylate cyclase activity. Bases 1 to 5547 code for a protein of 1848 amino acids. The record is from RefSeq and is a predicted model, not a curated record. Gene Ontology annotation, cellular component: plasma membrane. The transcript is spliced from 22 exons. Gene Ontology annotation, biological process: adenylate cyclase-activating G protein-coupled receptor signaling pathway; cAMP biosynthetic process; intracellular signal transduction.
AUGGACCAUGCUGUAAAAGCGGCAAGAGGAAGACCAUGGAAUACCUUGCGUUUCGAAAACGACGAGCUAGAAUGCCUCUACCAGCGCUACACACUGAAAUUACAGAGAUUUUCUGUAAUUGGUGUAGUCGCGCUGGUAGUUGUCCUUUGCGGCGUAAUGGCAGCUCUAAGUUUGGUAUACAAUCAGAUGCCGACGCUACAUAAUGUCUUCAACUCCAUAAUGUGCCUGCUGUUUGCAAUAAUUUUAAUUUUGCUGCAGUGUCGAGUUAUCAAGGAUCACCAUCUUCCGUUUUUGUGUUAUGGCAUUCUAUUCUUUACUGCUUGCAUUUGCUUUAUAUCAAUGCCAACAGUGGGAAAUAUAUUUCCCGUCGACACGAAAGAGGUCAUGGCUGAGGGUGUCUGGCAAAUUGUUUUCGUUGUAUUUCUAGCAUACGCUAUGAUGCCCCUACAAAUUUGGGAGGCUGUUUGUUUUGGAAUAAUUUUACCUUCAGUUCAUAUAGGACUGACAGCAUAUAAAAUCUACACCGACACAUUUCAGUACUUGGAGUAUAAUCAGUUGAUUGCUAACGUUGUAAUGUUUAUUGGAGUCAACAUAGCGGGAUUAGUUGUGAACAUCAUGAUGGAGCGCGCUCAACGUCGAGCCUUCCUCGACACACGUAAUUGCAUUGCAUCCCGUCUCGAAAUACAAGAUGAGAAUGAAAAGCUCGAACGCCUAUUGCUAUCUGUGCUUCCACAACACGUUGCCAUGCAAAUGAAAAAUGAUAUAUUGUCGCCGGUUGCCGGGCAGUUCCAUAGGAUUUACAUACAGAAGCAUGAGAAUGUCAGUAUCCUUUUUGCCGAUAUUGUGGGAUUUACGGUGUUGGCUUCGCAAUGUAGUGCACAAGAACUCGUGCGACUUUUGAAUGAACUGUUUGGACGUUUCGAUCAACUGGCACAUGAUAAUCACUGCUUACGAAUCAAAAUCCUUGGCGACUGCUACUACUGCGUUUCUGGACUUCCCGAACCUCGUAAAGAUCAUGCUAAGUGCGCCGUGGAAAUGGGACUUGAUAUGAUAGACGCCAUAGCAACUGUUGUGGAAGCCACAGAUGUCAUAUUAAAUAUGCGCGUAGGAAUACACACCGGGCGAGUAUUAUGCGGAGUUCUAGGACUACGUAAAUGGCAGUUCGACGUCUGGUCUAACGAUGUGACAUUGGCUAAUCACAUGGAAUCGGGUGGAGAGCCCGGACGGGUGCAUGUCACUCGAGCAACGCUGGAUUCGCUCUCUGGGGAGUAUGAAGUUGAAGCUGGUCAUGGAGACCAGCGAUCAUCCUAUCUUAGAGACCAUGGUGUCGAUACUUACUUCAUUGUUCCUCCUCCACAUCGUCGAAAACCACUUAUGCUCAACACUUUAGGCGUUCGUUCAGCACUGGGCAGUCGGCGCAAGCUUUCAUUCCGUAAUGUCUCCAACGUUGUAAUGCAAUUGCUGCAUACAAUAAAAUUCUCAGAGCCAGUACCAUUUUCCAACAUGGCUACUGGAUCCUAUCCUUCAACAGGAAGUGCAGGUGGAUCUGUAAACGAUAAAAAUUCUCGAAAGGAUGCGGUUGCACAUCUUCGAAGUAUAUUACAUGCACCUACAAAUGGUAGUGCGACUGUUGAAUCGUCCACCAAUACAGAACGUAAAAAAACAAAAGUAACCGACAAAUUGAAACGGCCGUUUCGAAAACGACAUUCUAGUGUUCACAAUCAGCCAACCAAUCGAGUAAAUCGGUUCUUGUCACAAGCAAUCAAUGCACGAUCUGUUGAUCGUGAUAAGAGCGUGCAUGUCGAUCGAAUCACAUUACGAUUUCGUGAAAGUGAUAAAGAACGAGAAUAUCACAAGGACUUCGAUUUUGGAUUUACGACUGCAAUGGGAUGUAGUUUGCUACUAUUGAUUUUAGGAGCUGCCUUGCAAGUUACCGCUUUGCCAAGAACUCUAAUAUUAUUGCUGCUAUUUUUGACCGCUUUCAUUUGGGUUAGCUCGAUUUUGAUGCUUCUGAUGGCGGUGCGCUUGAAAUGGAUUGCCUGGGACCUGUCGGAAAGUUUCAGCUUAAGAUUAGCCAUUACUGUGUUUACGAUUGUUCUACUGUAUUCAGUGGGUCAGGUUAAUGUGUUUACAUGCGUUUCGGAUCAUCCCUGCUUAUACAAUUCUACGGACACGCUAGACAAUGACUUAGCUAUGUUGAAUCAUCAAAACUUUGCUCAUAGGAAAUGUUCUCUUCCACAAUAUGUCUCUUUAUCGGCUACGUUUGCCUUUCUCUCAGUUUCAGUUUUUCUAAGAUUACCAAUCAUAAUUAAGACCAUAUUAGUUGUAUUCAUGGGAGUGGUUUACGCGUUAUUCAUUGAAUUAUCACACACCAAUAUUUUCGACUGCUAUGACCAUCGUGUCAACUCUUCGAUCCCUUUACAUCUUAUCUCGUUAGCUAGAAUAAUAAUAUUUAUGAUAGCGAUUCUUGUCCAUGGUCGUUUAGUUGAAUGGACGGCCCGAUUGGAUUUCCUCUGGCAAUUGCAAGCAUCUCAAGAGAAGAAGGAAAUGGAUGUCCUGCAGGAAUCUAACAAACGAAUAUUGCACAAUCUACUUCCCGCGCACGUUGCAGCACACUUUUUGGAUAAUCAGUUUAGGAGUAAUAUGGGUAACCCUGGACAGGAGUUAUACCAUCAAAGCUAUGUAAAAGUGGGUGUAAUGUUUGCAUCUGUGCCCAAUUUUCAUGAAUUUUAUACGGAACUGGAUGGUUCGGAUCAAGGAUUGGAAUGUUUACGAUUACUGAACGAAAUCAUUGCCGAUUUUGAUGAACUACUGAAAGAGGAUCGCUUUCAUGCAAUUGAUAAAAUCAAAACUGUUGGUAGUACAUUUAUGGCCGCUGUAGGUCUUAUUCCAGAGUACAAAAUGAAUCCAAGCGACCAAAACUCUAUUCGACGACAUAUGACGGCUUUAGUUGAGUAUAUAAAAGCCAUGAGAAUCGCAUUACAAGAAAUAAAUAAUCAUUCAUAUAAUAACUUUUUGUUGAGAGUAGGAAUAAAUAUCGGCCAAGUUGUUGCCGGUGUUAUUGGUGCUAGAAAGCCCCAAUAUGAUAUUUGGGGAAAUACUGUAAACGUUGCCAGUCGCAUGGAUUCCACAGGAAUUCCAGGAUAUACUCAAGUUACACAAGAAGUAGUAGAUAGUCUUCAAGGUUCACAUUUUGAAUUUAGAUGUCGUGGUCAAAUUAAGGUUAAGGGCAAGGGUGAUAUGAUUACUUACUUCCUUUGUGAACAACAAAAUAACGCAUUAAAUGGUGAAGUUCGCAACGCUAUGUUGGGAAAUCGUCCUAAUCAACCGUCAAACUACAUGCAACCAUCACAGCAGCAACAGGCUACAACACACCAACCUCAUCCAGCCGAGUACUAUCAGAAACAGUCUCAUAUCAAUGAGAAAAACUAUCACCCGAACAUGAUUAAUUCUGAGAGCUAUAACAUAAAGAAAGAUAAUUUCAAUUAUUUAGGAAAUCCAAAUAUUUUACUCAAGGCGCCAUCAUCCCAUCACGAUGAUCACAGGUACAAAUUUAAACAGAACUACAAUCGUGAGAUGUUGAACCUUCGUGAAAAUAACCAUAAUUACUUUAAAAGAGAUCAUUACAACACCAAUAACUACCAUCAUAAUCAUCAGCAAUCGCUUCGUGAUAAUUUCAACAUAACUGAAAAUCCUAACAUUAUGAAUAAUCAUGAAAGUUACAAUAUCAGGGAGAGUUAUGGGCAAAUGGAAAGCUAUAAUAAUAUAAGUAGACGUGAUCAAUUGAAUGUAAGGAACCAUUUUAAUAACAACUAUAGCAGUUGUCGUGAAAAUGAACCGCUUUUACAUCCUGGCCCGGUAGCCAAGGUAAUGCCACGUCAACAGAAUCCACCAAAAUACGAACCACCACGAUACACCUGCCCCUCACCAGUGAGUACUCCGCUUCCAAUGCAACAAGCACCGAACCUAUCGAAAGCUACCGUCACAUCGAAUCUACGGUCAAAUACUCCUCUACUUCGUACCUACAUGAAGCCGUUGCCAAAAUUACCGCCUGAUAUUGAAGAAACGCGCGAAAUGUCGUCAACAGAUGAUCUCAGUUCCCGCCCACAUUCGCCAAGUGUAAGUUCCUCUGAUGAAAGCUACUCAAAAACGACCGAAGGUGAAGGUGACGAGGAUUCACCAAGGCCACCAAAUCACCUAACGAAAAAUGCUAAUCCACUCCAGUGGCUGUACCCUUGUGAUAUACAAGUUGAUCCGACAUCUCCAAAACUCAGUCCCGUGAUCGAUAUUGCUAAUUUAAAGGAUUACGAAAUAAGCUCGACAACUGAGAGUCAGGGACAAACAACUACUCAAAAUAAAGGCGACUCGUGCACCAGCUUUGAAUAUCAUGAACGACUAGGAAGCAAUAGCGGUGGCAAUGGAAGUAACAGUGGGAGCGGUAACGGCGUUAGUGAUGCUAUGGCGGCAGCGAAGUCUCCCUUUGAACGUGAAAUUCAACGUAUCCUGAAUGAAUCAGCACGUACAAAGGAUGGUUUGAAUCAUUUCUCCUCAACAGCUAAUGCUGCAAACGUACUAAAUAAUUGUCGUAAUAAUAUAGAAUUAGGCUACGCUAGCGGUAACAAUAAGAUAGGCAUAAAUAAUAAUAAAACCAAAUAUGAACUGGAAUCGGUGGACAAAGGUGGCGGAUUAUCGCGGAUUGGAGGUAGUACGAGUUUUAUCACGAAACAUCCGGUUGGGUUGGAGGCAAUCAAGGAAAUCACAAGAAAUAAGAAUCCUUCGGAAUCCAGUCAAAUGCAAACGUCUGACACGGAAUCAUGUGAAAUUCUUCACGAGAAUCGUAGCAACAAUUACUUAAAUAAUGCGCAAAAACAACAGCAACAUCAGCCACAGUCACAAACAACAAACAGCCACACAAAAUCAAAAUCGAGUAACUACGCCAAAGAUCACAAUCAUCGGCUAAGACGCUGUUUGUCAAGUGAAUGCGAAAAUAGUAGAGAUAGUUUAGAUGUAUUGAAUGGCGAACGGGAUGACACCGAGGAUAAUUUAGACGAUGACGAAUUUGAAGAAGAUGUGGAUGAUAAUCGAUUCGAGGCGUCUGGAAGGAGUAUGGAGCAUGGAGAUGAUCAAAAUGAAGGCUCUGAGUUAAAUGUGAUAAACGAUGAACUGAAGUUUGGUGCUGCCCAUCAUCAGUCACUCGACUCGAAUCCAGUCGAAAGCCAAUCGGAGUGGUCAGAUGAAGACUGUCGUGAAGAAGCAACAGGUGGUGCUGAAUCGACUGGCUACAUCACAGACGAGCCUGGUUUAGAAAAUAUUUCGCUAUUAAAUGAAGCUGGCUUAACAGAUGCCGAAGGUGCUCUCUCAGAUGUAAAUUCUCUCUACAAUGCGCCCGAUGUCGACGACACAUCAAUAUCAAGCCGUGCCAGUUCGCGUCUUCUCAGUUUAGAUUCCUUAAGUGGUCUUUACGAUUGUGAACUGGAUUCAAAACAUGAAAUGGCAAUUGUAAAUGUGUCACACAAAAUAACAAGUAAAUUCGGUCCACAAAACUGAAGCAAAUAUUUUUCAAGUUGUUUUAAAUGUAAGUUGUUAGGAAUACUACUCUCAAAUUUCAGAAACAUUUUGUUUUGAAAUCUGCACAAUUGGUUGAUGUUUGAAAUUUCUGUUAUUUUCUCUUACAUUACAUACAUAUCUACUAUGAUUUAUACUUUUCACAUUACGUGCACUAGCUUUGUGCAUACCAGGUGCCUCAUUUCCUGCUUAUUUCAUUUUAGACUCCCCAAUGAACCCAACAUUGCCAUUAUUCGCAAGAUGAUGAGCCCAAAUGCUUGAUAAGUACAUUUAAUGAUUUACUUGUUAAUGAAUUUGCAUUAAGGUAACACAGGCUACAGGUAAUGCCUGCCAAUGUAUAAAGUUUUGAUCCUGCGAAAUUUUAGAAAUAUUUAUAACUUCUUUAUAAUCGUCAUAAGUUAAAAUGAAAUGAAAAAAAAAUUAAGCAAAAAGUUAGAUUUGAUGUGCGUUUUUAAAUAUCAAUUCUAAUCUACUUAGAUCCUCAGAUAUUUUGAGUAAUACUUUUCGUGUAACAUAAUUUUUGAAUUGUAAGCGAAAAUUCUGUUUUGAUAUUUUAGAUGUUAAUUAUUUACUUGUAACCAAUAUCGUAGAAUUAAUGAAGAAAACACGCCAAGCGAUAAAUAUAUUGUUAUGUAUAAUUAAAAGUGACUGAUUUAAACUAUCUACAUUACGAGUAUCUUACUUUCAAUAUUUUACAAUUAUGCAUCGUGUACUCAGAAAUGUUUUACUCAAAAAGGUCGUUAUUAUGGAUGUCUGUACGUCCGGGAAAAAUCCAGGCAAAUCCGGCAAACAGCUUACGAGUGGUGAGAGGAAAGUUUUGCAAAAUGUUUAUAGCCGUUUGUCAGGGCCUCCUAGAAUUUUCCUUGGUUGAUUUCUCUCCUUGCCGGUCAUGUGCAGUGGGAAAAACUUACACUCGCUUUCAUAUGAGUGAUUCACUGGCAUCAAUUUUGUUUAUUGUCCGUUUACUCUUCUCUGCCGCAUCUUCCUUUUACGGAUCACUCGAAGAACUUUUGUUUCAGUGAAGUUCUUGCCAAUUUUUAGACCCUAUGUGCUAGUACUUGUCAUCGGAAACUGCGAGCCGUAAGGAGCCGUAACAUGACAUAAACAAGAGUGAAAUUUGCUCUUCAUCAUGUCCAAAAUUUGAAAGUAAUUUCUCCAAAAUAAAUAUCUUCAAUUAAAAGGGAACGAUUACCCGCAUAUACCAAUGAGAAAAGUUGGGAAGCCGUUGAUAAGAAGCUCUGGAAAUUCCUUCUAAUUCCUCGUGAACCUGCUUCCUCGUGCUUUGAGUACUUGGCAGAUAGGAUGACUGUUCGAAAUUGAGUUUUUUUUUCUCAAAGGCAGCGAAGUGUGAUGCUCAGUGAAGUUAUGUAGGAAUAUAUGAACUUUUUGUUGAAGUAAACUCCAGCUUCCAUUGAUUAGAUAUAUUUGGAUUCUCUUUUGAUUCUUUUUUUCGGUUUCAACUCCUCGCACAUUUACGCAUAUUGGAAAGUAAAAUGUAAAGUAUUAUACUUAUCAAAAUAAUAAAUGUGGUCGGCUCGUACUUUGUAUUCGUGGAAAUACUGCGUAUCCUAAAUUGUAUUUUAUUUGUACGCUUCAUUGUGCGGAAAGUACUCCCUGAAUUAUCUACUAUACAAAGGAGAAGAAUUUAAAGUCGUCGAGGCUCAAGAUGAAGCGGUUUCAUAAAUGUGAUCAUAUAGAAUGAUGUUUAAAUAUUGCUUAAAUAUCUAAAGGCGCAUGUUAAAUUAAAAAAGUUUCAACUUUGCAAUUUUAUUUUUUAGCAGUUACAAAUCUCAAAUGCAAUGAAGGACUCUUAUAACAUAACAUGAAUAUUUAAACGGAUUUUUCCACCUAGGAUAAAUUCUUAUAACAUCCAAAAACAAAAUUAUGUUGAACAGUUCUCGACUACUGCUGCUCAAUCAGUUCCAAUUUUGUCUUCCAAAUUAAACUGAGUAAUCUUCAACACUUUCAGUGAUUCCACAUUACAGUGAAAAGGCUGGGCUGAUCAGAAAACGACAGCUUAACUUGAUUAUCUGAUAAACUUCGUCAGUUAAUCUAAUAUUUCCAUACACUCCGUAAUUUAUUAGCAAAACUCUGUAUCUCCAUCCAUAAUAACGCACUAAAAAACGAGGAAAAAAUAUACAUCAUUCACAGCAUAAUCCCGAAACAGUGACCAGCUAAAUCGUUUUCUUACAAUAUCAUUACAAUAGUUGAAAAACAGCAACACAAGUUCCAACACACGUAACAAACUACUUCUGACAUGUUCACUGUACAAACAAGAAUUUCUCAUGAAUAUCACUUUGCAAUUUAGCAUGAUCAUCAUCACAUUCAUCUCAUCAGAAAAGGAAAUACAAGAUAUUUUUGAAGUGAUUUUAAAAUCUACAAGUAGAACAACUCUAUCCGUAAGAAGUUGACUUGAAUUUAAAUUGUAAAACACAUAAAGCAAAAGCUUUGUCAAUUGUUACUUUACUGAACAUAUACAUCAAUUUGCAAAACUGUAGACGUAAAUACAAUAAACUCAAAUGUUGACAAACCAAAAGAACCUUAUAAGAAAUACUUAAAAUAGCAUAUUAGAUAAUGAAUAGAUGAAGAAAUAAAGGAAUAAAUAUUACGAAA